CCUGAAGAAGAUGUCAUAGGGACCGGCUGCAGAACUCGGACAAGUCAGGGGACAUACGUAGACAAGUACGGUUGUCAGCACACUUUACAGCCUGGUUUCCAUACAAAAGUGAUGUCAUCAUUUCUGCUGUUGUCAGAAUAGUAGUUUAAACAGAAUACUUACAGACAACGCAGCCGCAGACAGUUGUAGUUCCAUCAUGGCCGACAAAAUGUUUUCCCUCAUGAGUCUCGAAGACGAACUGAGCUGUAGCAUCUGCCUAUGUGCUUUCGACUGUCCGGUGACAAUUCCAUGUGGACACAACUUUUGCCAAGCGUGUCUCCUAGAAACAUGGAAAGACAACUACAGCUGUCCACAAUGCCGGACCCACUUCACCACCAAACCAGUGCUGAAGAAGAACACCGUCCUCAGCACUGUUGUGGAAACGUUCAAAAUGAAGUCGAAUAAAAGCGACCUCCCCAAUGAGAUGGGCGACUUAAUCAAGUGGGAUGCGGUCAAGAUGGAGCCCAAAGAGGUGGUUAUCUUGUGCGACACCUGUAUGGAAGCCAAAGCAUUCAAGACCUGCCUCACGUGUAUGGCGUCGUUCUGCCUUGAGCACGUGAGGCCUCAUCAUGAGAACCCAGUGUUUGGCGCGCAUCAGCUGAACGAGCCUCUGGGCGACCUGUGCGACCGUAUCUGCCCCGACCACCACAAGCUGAUGGAGUUCUACUGUGUCCAACAUGGCCGCUGUAUCUGUGGUGUCUGUCUGCAGCAGGUGCAUAAAGGCUGUACCUUCUCCAACCCCGAUGAACAACGGGCACUGCAAGAGUCUGAUUUGAGGGGCAAGUUGUGUCUGCUGGAUGGAAAGAUUGACAAGAACCAGACAGUCAUCUCUCAGAUGAGUGACCAGCAGAGCAAGUUGAAGGACUCUGCAGCCAGCAGGAAGAGAGCGCUAGAGGAUGACUACCGCCAAAUCCGGGAGCUGCUGGACCGUGACGAGCGUGAGGCUCUGAACACUGUGGACCGUGAGCAGGAGAGCGGUCAGACCAAACUCCAGAACCUCAUAAAGAAGUUCAACCAGAACAUUGUGAAGCUUAGCGCAGCAAAAGAUGGCGUCAACAGCCUGCUCAGUCGGACUCAGACCGUGGCUUUCCUACAGGCCUCAGUUGACAUGCCGGCAGUGGUGGCCUUUGACCCCUAUACCCCGAAGGUGAACCUGGACUCUAAGGCCGUGGCAGCCUGGCAUGCCUACUCUGCAGUCCUGAGGGAGCAUCUCACACAUGUACUGAAACAGCCUGUAGAGGCCAGACUGCAGAUACUCAAACCAGCUGAGAGAUUUGCUCCUCUGCUGCCAAACUUCUAUGAAAUGGGAGGUAUGCCACCACCAGGUCACCUGAGAAUGCCUCGAUCCCACAGCCCAGGAGCUCCCCUCAGGGCAAACCAGAAGAAGCCUCCACAAGAUUCAAACCGAGAGAGAAAGUCGGACAAGAAACGAGAUCACAAGGAAUGGAAAGAACAUAAGGCUGACAAAAAUUCCCAAAAGCCACCUAAUGCUCCCAGAGAGUCCGCCACUCCUGUUCCACACACACCAAGGGACCACCCCAGAGGACAAUCCGCAGAACCCAGAACCAGGAACAGGGAGGACCCAGGACAAGCAAGUGUUCCCCCAAGUAUCACGUCUGCAGCAAAACGAAAUGACCUUCUACGAUAUGGCACCGUUCUCACCCUUGACCCCAAAACGGCCCACAAGCGCAUCUCCCUGACAGAGAACAUGACCAUGGCCUCUGUGUCAGACGAGCCCACCCCUUACCCCGAUGGCCCCGCCCGCUUCUCCGUCUGCAGCCAGGUGCUCACUUCCAAGGGCUUCUCCCGCGGCCGCCACUACUGGGAGGUCAAGAUGAGCAGCAACAACUUCACCGGCAUCGGCCUGGCCUACAACAGCAUCGACCGGAAGGGUCCGGCUAGCCGGCUGGGGCGUAACGCCCAGUCCUGGUGCGUGGAGUGGUUCAACGUCAAGCUGUCGGCCUGGCACGCCAGCAGUGAGACUGUACUGCAGAACCCGAAUCCGAUCCGCGUCGGCGUGCUUUUGGAUUGUGAGGAGGGAACGGCCACUUUCUAUAACGUUCAGGACCGGGCAUACCCUUUCCAUACGUUUGUGUUCCAGUUCGCGGAGGCAGUGUACCCGGCAUUCUGGCUCUUCUCCAGCGGCUCGUCUGUUAGCCUGUGCAAGCUGCAGUCUUAAGAAGUUAACACAACACACACACAGAUUGUUCUCCAUUACAAAUAAUUAUAAUGUAGAGUAUCUGGGUCAAUAAAUGACUUAAUCAUACUGAUAUUGGGAAGUUAUAUUGGAAAUGUACCCUAAAGGUUAUUAUUUGGUUGUAGUCACUGGCUUUAGUAAUAAUGUAGGUAAUACUUUUGGACUUUGGUCUCUUGUAACUACAGCAACCUCCUAAACAGGCAGCAUUUCUUCAUCAGUAUCUAAUGAAAACUAAGCACUUCCAUACAGGUAAAGAAACAUUUUUUUUUAACCUUUAUUUAACCAGGCAAGUCAGUUAAGAACAAAUUCUUAUUUUCAAUGACGGCCUAGGAACAGUGGGUUAACUGCCUGUUCAGGGGCAGAACGACAGAUUUGUACCUUGUCAGCUCGGGGGUUUGAACUUGCAACCUUCCGGUUACUAGUCCAACGCUCUAACCACUAGGCUACCCUGCCGCAUGACAAAUUACUAUACAUGUUUUGAUCAGCCAGUUUAUUUACAGAUACAUUUAAGUGGUCUGUGGGUAGCUGUUUACAGCCUGUAUUAUCAGAGCUUAUGAUCGCUUGGUGUGGGUCUUGGUAGUACACAGUAAUCACAUGUAAAAUACACAAAAGCACAUGAAUAAACAUGUCUAACAUGUAUGUUAUCUACUGUAUAUGAACAGUACCACACCGUUCAGGAGGUCAUGUACUUUUUGCUGGUGUCAGGCAUUCCGCAUUAGGGAAUGUCAUGUUCAAUAACACCACUGGAUAUAGAAGCAAUGAAUAGAGCAGAAAAGCAUCCACAAUAUGCUUGAUACCCCCAAAGGAAAAGUGGGUAUCAGUUCACUGUUUUCUGGAUCUAAUACAUUUUCGCUACAGUGUUUCACACAGAGCCUGUAAGUGAAGGGGGUUUCCACAUGGUGCAGUGUGCUGAAAGCACUUCCUGACACUGCUACUACAGGCUUGAUAGAACCUAGCCUGGUUGCCAGAUCGGCAUUUGGUUGAGAAUUACAAUGAACAAGGCAGAGGAUUUGGUUGAUCUGGUAACCAGGCUAGAUAGACCCAGCCUGGCACAUAAGAACAAGCAGAGGUCAUUUAGACCCUGUCAACAGAAGUAUUUCCAAAUCUGGGUUUUGUAAAUAGUUAUGACUUAGGGCUGGUGUUUUGCCUGUCCAUGUGACCAGACAAAGGAAAAACUCUGGGUCCAAGUUAUAGCUAAUGUAGCUAUAGCCCAUACCUAGGGCCUUCUCAUGUAGAAGGGUACAUACGUCUGUUGGUGUUAGUUUGGACAUCGGUGUAUGUGGGUGUCACAUUGUCUGUGAUGUGACUGCAUGCUUCUCAUAAUGUCUGUAUUGUUGAUUGGAUCUUUUCCAUUUAUGGAUAUAUAGCCAUCGCUACGAGCGGAGAGCAAGUUGAGAAUAGCACGUGAUAGUUUAAUUUUACUUUGCAAAGCCCAA
Oncorhynchus masou masou (cherry salmon) is the source of this 3672-nucleotide messenger RNA. Its product is annotated as E3 ubiquitin/ISG15 ligase TRIM25-like. The record is from RefSeq and is a predicted model, not a curated record. NCBI's taxonomy places the organism in Eukaryota, Metazoa, Chordata, Actinopteri, Salmoniformes, Salmonidae. The coding region runs from base 197 to 2218 and encodes 673 amino acids. Gene Ontology annotation, molecular function: zinc ion binding; protein binding. The transcript has 11 exons.